CAGAAAGACAUAUCCCUCCCAUAAAAUUCCAGGUCGAUCAUUCGUAUGAGCAUUUAGUUAUCCUAUACUACACGUUUCUCGUAUCCGUGAAAUGUAGCUAAGUUUACAACGACAUCUCUCUCCCUAAAAUUUGAAACCGUUUUUCUGCGGCCUUUUCUUUGUCUAGUCUGAUCAGGAGACUCAAUUCUAUACAAAUAUAUGCAUUUUAGGCCCACACCAGAGGCGGAGGAACAGAGGCGGCGGCGGGGGAGCAUAUACCCGAACAAUAUCGACAGGACAAUCUUCUAAGAUAUAUCCAGCUGUAUACGCGUGUGUAUGUAUCGCUUCAGCUGCUAUACACUCUGGGGAGGAAUCGGAUUCUUUCUGGGAUCAAUCGAAGAGGAAGAUGAAGUUUGGGGAAACUUUUACGGAGUACAUUCACGAGGAUGAAGGCCACAAGCUGUCCUAUGUCGAAUACAAAAGCCUCAAGAAGGUUCUUAAACGUUGCUCCACAUGCAACACUUUGGAGGGAUCCAAUGAAUGUUGCUCCAUGUGUGAUCAAACGUUCUUUCCUGAACUGAAGAAAGAGGCUUCUAACAUUGCGGGGUGUUUUAGCUCUAGAGUAAGAAGACUUCUCAGACUCCACAUGGCUCCUGGAGUGCAAAGAUGUUUCAUAUCCUUACGUCACUGUUUCAUUGAUGAUCAGCAAGCCAUGGUCAGAGAGUGUUACAUGCUAAUGCAAUAUGCGGUAAUGAAUGCAAUUGCUAUGCGGAAAAUACUUAAGAAGUAUGACAAGAUUCAUGGCUCUGUCAAGGGAAGAAAAUUCAAAUCGACAAUAAGAGAUGAACGCUUGGAGAUUCUGCAAUCACCAUGGUUGAUUGAGUUAGGAGCUUUCUAUUUGAACUUUAAUGCUUCAAAUGGUGGGAGCUCCAAAGAGCUCUUCAGCUCUUUCUCAUGUGAUUUUGAUGCUACUGACUUCUUACUCACGUUGAGACUUCCAGAAUCCGUGAAGUUAGAGUACAGCCUAACAUGUGCUGUUUGCCUGGAUUUUGUGUUCAAUCCUUAUGCUUUAGGGUGUGGCCAUCUGUUCUGUAAAUCAUGUGCAUGCUCUGCAGCUUCUGUGAUGAUAUGUGAGGGUCUGAAGGCUGCAAGUAAGGACUCAAAGUGUCCGAUUUGCAGACAGGAGGGCGUUUACACUGAUGUAGUGCACAUGAUGGAAUUAGAUUUGCUCCUGAAAAGGAGUUUUAGAAAGUCGUGGAAAGAAAGGUUGGUUUAUGAACGUGCUGAGGCAGUGAAGCAGUCCAGGCUGUUUUGGGAAUUGCAAACAAGAUACAUGGUUGGAUAUUAAUGUCUUCGGUCACUGGGAUAUGAUUUUUUUCCGUACAGAAUUUUUAAUAAAUCCAACAAGUUUUUUCUUUUUCAAUAUUGGUUCUUGGUUAUGCUGAAGUUUAAGCUACUGUGGUAAUAACAUAUUGUGCAGUGACUGGGCUUUCUUUAAUCUCCUAAUGUUAUACGUAGUAUUCUUUUUAAUCCGAAGUGUAUGACCUGCAUUGGUUUUGUAUCUAAUCAUGGUGAGCGGUGAUAUCAUAAACUU
Cuscuta epithymum is the source of this 1573-nucleotide messenger RNA. Lineage: Eukaryota; Viridiplantae; Streptophyta; Magnoliopsida; Solanales; Convolvulaceae. The record is from the annotation of a GenBank genome assembly.